Biomphalaria glabrata is the source of this 5713-nucleotide messenger RNA. RefSeq lists its product as uncharacterized. NCBI's taxonomy places the organism in Eukaryota, Metazoa, Mollusca, Gastropoda, Planorbidae. The transcript is spliced from 2 exons. Bases 1361 to 4411 code for a protein of 1016 amino acids. The record is from RefSeq and is a predicted model, not a curated record. Gene Ontology annotation, molecular function: nucleic acid binding; zinc ion binding.
CUAUCUAUCUGUCACAGAUUACAUUAUAGAAUUGUUUGUACAUUUCACUUUUGAAAGAAAUAUAAGCCCUCGACAUGAGUCUCGGGAUUUAAUCCUCAAAUUUAGACACUUGACAUCCAAGUCAGGAUUUACCCAAGGGACGUAAUUAGUAUGUUUGAAAUCUAUUGGUUGAUUUGAAUUUAAACAAAGACAUUUUUGAAAAGAGUUAGCGCCAGAGAAUUGGCGGUAGUAAGAAAGAAAAGUCAGUCGAUAAAAUAAUGUUCUUGUAGCUAGUCACGUUUCUAAGAGCUCUGUUUGAAAAGUCUUUGUAAUAUGCUCAUUGAUUUGUAAUUUGUACAUAAACUGUACUUACGUUGUAUUUAAAUAAAGUUCCAGAGUUUUGUUUUAUCAAAGAAUCGUUAAUUUGUGAGUCUAGAUCGUCAUUUUUGUUAACUAUUGAAUUCAAGUAAAAUCCCCGGCAUAACAACACAUCGUAACAUCGUGCAUGUUGUUACAUCUGGCACAAGUGUUGUCACAUUUGGCACUCUCCGACGAAUAAAAGUUCAUGGACAACUUUUAACGAAAUUUAUUCAAGAUCUAGGACCAAUUUCUAAACUCUUCAAAGGAACUUCAUUCUUAUUUAACGGAGGACAGAAUUUCUGUGUUUAACAGGUCAGUUGGUUAUCGAUAAUUCUUUUAUAAAGAUUUUCGUUAGAGUUACGUCUAACUCACGAAAUCCAUUAUUAUAUGUAAUUGGCAAAAGGAAUAAGACCAAUAUACAUAAUAACUGGCAUUAUAUAAAAGACCAGUAAAGCAAAUAACUGGCAAUAUAAAAGACCAGUAAAGCAAAUAACUGGCAUUAUAAAGAAGACCAGUAAAUCAAAUAACUGGCAUUAUAAAGAAGACCAGUAAAUCAAAUAACUGGCAUUAUAAAAAAGACCAGUAAAUCAAAUAACUGGCAAUAUAAAAGACCAGUAAAUCAAAUAACUGGCAUUAUAUAAAAGACCAGUAAAUCAAAUAACUGGCAUUAUAAAGAAGACCAGUAAAUCAAAUAACUGGCAUUAUAAAAAAAAAAAAGACCAGUAAAUCAAAUAACUGGCAUUAUAAAGACCAGUAAAUAAUCAUAUGUGCAGCACAAAGUAAACAGAAGACCAGAUUUAACCAACUGUUAAACCAGUAAAAAGUACAUCGGCUCAAUAGAUCUAUAUAUCAAUCAUACGACUCCAGUAACUACAAGUCUACUGUCAAGAAUUUAUUAGGAAAUUGAGGCUUCAAGAACUUUUUCAUUAUAUUAUUAUUAUAUCUGAGAUAAAGCCAAAAUCCAGAUAUUGAACAUUUUGCUCCAAUACAAGAAACAAAAAAAAAAAAAAAAAAAUUAAAUAUGGCUUCCAGUGCUAGAACACAACGAUUCUUCGAAUUAAUAGAAUUAGCCAAAGAAAAGCAUAUCCCAAAACCAGACCAGUGGCAGUGGGCAGAGAAACAAGAAGAAAAAGAAUACCAAGAGCAAGAAUCUGAAAAACGCAUGCAAUUAGAAGAAAAAAAAUUGCAAGACGCCGAAAAACAAAGGCAAGACGCCGAAAAACAAAGGCAAGAAUCUGAAAAACAAAGGCAAGAAUCUGAAAAACGCAUGCAAUUAGAAGAAAAAAAAUUACAAGACGCCGAAAAGCAAAGACAACAUGAAAAAGAAAAAAUGGAAUUCGAAAGGCAAAUUAAAGAAAAUAAAGAAAGCAUUCCAAUUCAAGGUCACUCAAAUAUGUUUGACAAAUACAGAUUAAUGAACAAAAUAUCGGCUUUCAACGAAAACAUUGACAAUAUGGACUCGUAUCUCAUAAGAUUUGAAGAAAUAGCUACAACAUCCGGUCUACCUGAAGCACAUUGGUCGAGCUCACUCCUCACCCUUUUGACUGGCAAAGCUGUCAACAUUUGCUCACAACUGUCCAUAAAUGAACGCAGCACUUACUCUGAUAUCAAGGAAGCUCUACUGCGCCAAUACGGAGCAACUUCAGCCAACUAUAGAAAGAAAUUCUAUCAUGAAAGGCCACAGCAAAAUGAUGAUCCUCAAAUUUUUGUAGCUAAUAUGUCAAUGUGGUUUGAUAGAUGGGUAUCCAUGGCAAAAAUAGAAGAAAGUUACCAAGCUCUUCGUCAACAUAUUAUUAUCGACAACAUCACCCAUGCUCACUCAGAAGAUAUUCAAUCCUACAUUAUAGAGAGAAAUCCUACUGAUAUACAGACAUUAACCAAGAUCAUCAGACAAUAUAGAGCAGCCUAUCCAAACAAAUCAGUCAAACCAUCUGUUGAAGAAAAUUUUGUCUGCUUUGCUCAAGACAAAAAUGCAAGAUAUAAGUCAGAUGACAAAGUCAAAUGCAACAAAUGUCAUAAACUAGGGCAUUUCACGUCUCAAUGCCGCAGCAGAACCACAGAAUGUUCAUUUUGCCAUAAAAAGGGUCACCAAAAUCAUGAAUGUUGGAAAAAACAGGCAGUCUCCAAAAAUCAAAAUUUUGAUAGACCCACAUCACCAACUCAAAGAUACAGCAAUAGAGAGCAAUACAAUCUCAACAAAGCACCUGGAAACAAUAAACCAGAUAACAACAAACCUCGCUACAGAAGUCAUUCACAGGACUCCAGACCACAAUAUAUGCCAAACAGAAGCUCAUAUAACAGAAGCUAUUACAAUGAGCACUCAACUAUGACAGUCAUUGCAAAGUCCAAUGGUCUCAAAUUUUAUCCAGGCUUUGUAGGAGACAAGAAGGUGGAAGUUCUUCGUGACACCGGAAGCACGUCCACAUUAGUACAUGAACGCUUCGUACACGCAAACCGUUUCACAGGCAACCACGUCCAAGUCACUGCAUUCAACGGAACUGUCAGCAAGUUACCUGAAGCCAUCAUUUAUGUUACUACACCAUUCUUCAGUGGUCAAACAAAAGCAUUAGUAACACCCAAUCUACCAGUGGACCUAAUCAUUGGAAACAUAGAAGGAGUUAAAGAAUGCACUCCUCAAGAACUUGCUGAAUGUACAAAUGCCAUACAGCAAGGUCAAAAAUGUUUGGCAGUAAUGACAAGAUCCAUGUCCAGACAAGAACAUUUGGCACCUGAACAAGUUAGCCAAAAUAAUCACAUGGCUACCUCAGUUACUCAAGUUAUGCAGAAUGCAACACAACCAGUUACUAGUCCAGUAGCCAGCAAUAAUCAAGAACAUUCAACAUGGACACCCCCAGUUACAUCAAGCCCAUCCCUACCGGUCAUAAGUCCACCUCCAAUUCCCGAAUGUCCAUUGUUGAACUUUGAAGAACAAGACGACAUGCCCAGAGUCUCUAACAAUGAUACAAGAACUUUAACUGGCCAAACUGAAGUCAAUCAAGACAAGUCUCAUGAACCAGAAGCAGAUACUUAUAUUCAAUCAACUUUGGCUAUACCAGACAAAAGAAAAACUAUGCAACUUGACUCUAACACUCAUACAAGUAUUCCUCAUUUGAAAGAAUGUGAGUCAACUCAAGAAGCCAUUACAACCAUGAACAUUGGAAGUCAAAGAAUAUUACAUGAACACAUGAAAUCAAGAUAUUUUGCUCAAGGAGAUCAAGUCAAUUUACUGUUACCAGAUUGGAGUAACAAGCUGUUCUACAAAUGGCAAGGUCCAUUUACCAUCACCAGAAAGAUUUCCAACCUGCUUUAUGAAAUCAAUGUCAACAAGUUUACCAGAGUAUUUCAUGUUCAUAUGUUUGAACAUUACCAUGAAACAGAUAAUGAAGACAUCAAAGCAGAAGUUGAACAUUUUACAAGCUUAGCAACUAUUCCUGAGGAAGAAGAAACAUCAUCAACACCCAUUCCUGAGAUAGAUGUUUCAUUACCGACAUCAAAUUACAUUGACAUUCCCAAGGUCAUCACUCUGGAUGACAUAGCACUACAGAAAGUGAAGGACACUAAAGUGUUUCCAGACCAUGCAGAUUUCUUUACCGGUGUUUCUGAAACAUUCCCAGUACUGCAAUUUGAAAACAACUCAGAGAGCAACAACAUUGACAACACCAAGUUUCAUCCUCCUUCUACUCAAGGGGCAACUUUUCUUCAGAAAGGAACAAAUGAACUUCUUCAACAUUACUGUAUUGACCGAUUGAACUCAGACAUGUUCAGUCAUUGCUCUAUUGAACAUUCUAAUGCAAAGCAUUCUGCUACCAUUGUUCUACAGCGUCAAAGUUCAUCAACCAGAAAAUUGAGUUUUGGUUUCGGACAGUUCUUAUUUUCACCAAACUCAAACGCGGUUCAAUCAGACAUUAUCUGUGAGUUCAAUAUGACAUGGAGACAACAGCUUCAUAAACUGAAAGACAUUUUCUUCAAGUUUAGAAAACGCGUACACACAUCCAUGACGGCAACUCAGAAGGGUUAUGAACUUCACACUUACAUUUUAUAUAUGUACUAUACCAUAUUUAGUGUCACUUGAUCCAUUAUCAUUCAUACUCGUCAAGGAAGAACAUUAUCCAGUUAUAUUUAAUUAAUAAAUUAAUUUGUUUACUCACUUUUUCCACAGGAGUUCUAUAUCAGAUAUUGUAUUGAUUUCAGCACCAAGCAACCCACUGAGGAAGGUCACUCAUUCAAGAUACUUUUUUAAUUAUGUUUCAGCAUCUUUGCAUAUGACAUGCAUCAGACAUUUUAAUUUUUAAAUCAUGAGUAUUUUAUUUCAGGUAUAUUAUUAUUGCAUAUAUCCUAUUAUGAUAGUACAGAUACAUGACAGACAAUUGGAAUUUUUCAUUGCUUCACACAUGUUGAGAUUUAUAUCACAUUGAGUAUUAUUAUUCAGAAGAUUGUCAUGUACUAUCACAAUUAUUUUUUCUAUGUCAAUUUUUCAUAUGCAAUAUAUUUUUUUCCAUGUACACAAUUUCACAAAUGAGUUAUAAUGUCAUAUUUUAAUUUCAUCAUGAAGCUUCAUAACUUAUUCAAUUCAAUAUUUAAUUUAUCCAAGUAUUAUUCUUUGUACAACUUUUGAUAUUAUUCAUGACAAGCAUUGUCUCAUUUUCAUAACCACUUGUAUAGUGAAACAGGUGUUCAAAGUCAUCUAUAAUUUUAUUCACUGCAUUUACAUUUUUUUAUUAUUGUUGUCAUCUCCAAGUUGACUUUAUUUUGUCAUAUGUUACCUCAACCAUUUUUCUAUAAUUUCAUGUAUGGUAUUUUGUGUAUAUUUAAAUUUUAAUACAUAUGAGCAUUUCUAUUACCAUACAAAUGCUAAAUGGAGAGGGGGGUAAUAUGUCACAGAUUACAUUAUAGAAUUGUUUGUACAUUUCACUUUUGAAAGAAAUAUAAGCCCUCGACAUGAGUCUCGGGAUUUAAUCCUCAAAUUUAGACACUUGACAUCCAAGUCAGGAUUUACCCAAGGGACGUAAUUAGUAUGUUUGAAAUCUAUUGGUUGAUUUGAAUUUAAACAAAGACAUUUUUGAAAAGAGUUAGCGCCAGAGAAUUGGCGGUAGUAAGAAAGAAAAGUCAGUCGAUAAAAUAAUGUUCUUGUAGCUAGUCACGUUUCUAAGAGCUCUGUUUGAAAAGUCUUUGUAAUAUGCUCAUUGAUUUGUAAUUUGUACAUAAACUGUACUUACGUUGUAUUUAAAUAAAGUUCCAGAGUUUUGUUUUAUCAAAGAAUCGUUAAUUUGUGAGUCUAGAUCGUCAUUUUUGUUAACUAUUGAAUUCAAGUAAAAUCCCCGGCAUAACAACACAUCGUAACAUCGUGCAUGUUGUUACAUCUGGCACAAGUGUU